UCGAAAUAAAUGAACAUGCUUUUAAAAGCUUUUAUAAAAACCAACUAAUGGACAAUAAAUCUUAAGUGUAUCAUCCGAAUUAACAAUGUGAACUUACAGAGUAACAAAUGAAACAAAAAUGUCGCACAACCUAACUCGUUAAUCAUUUACAAAAUUUCUUAUUUUUGUAAAAUAUAAAAUUAGACUGUUUUAAAUUAUAUGCUUAAUUAUCGAUGAUGAGCAAAUAAUGUUAGUGAUUUACGUCUCGCUCGUGUUUUCCUUCGCGAUUCCUAAAAAUAGCUCAAGCCAGCUUGAGAGGAUAAAUGUGUUCAAGAUCGGGGAGAUUUUCAGCUUUUUUUGAGACAUAAGUUUUAAGUUAGAUUCGGACACGAAGAGUGGUUUUUGGUGACUUUUUAUGGAAUGUUGUGGACAUAGUGCAAAACUUUAAUUGGGUUGUUUUUCAUGUUUUUAUUAUGAUAGGGGCCCAACGUGCGUGAUGGCGACGGAGCCAAAUGGCUCGCAAGAACAGAAUACCACAAUUCAGCCCUCUCUUUAUCCAACACUUAAUCCUGUGCAAAGAAGAGAACUGGAAAAAGACUUUUAUGAGACGUAUGACGUUAUGACCGGUGUUCGUAUUGCUGCAACAUUAGGUGGUUUCUUUGGUUUGAUGGUGAUUCUUGUUUUAUACAAAUCUAAGUCAAAGACUGAAAGAGCUUUGGAAGAUCCUGAUUUCACAGCGGCGGCAGUUGCCGAAGUGGAAGAAGAAGAAAGACAGCUUGCUGCUGUGUUAGAAGCCACUGCUUAUCAACAACUAAAUUCGAGAAAAGGACGAAGGUCGUUGGAUACAAGUAGCAUCCCUCCAGGCUGGAUUAAAAGCACAGCGAGGUUUUCAUCUGUUGGAGGAUACAGCAGUUUAAUGGAGCCUCCCACAAGAACUCAUUCGCGACUGCCCUGUUUUAUUGAUGAAGAUUCUCCUCCCGAAGAGGAUCAGUCGCUGUACGACGACGUCUGCUACAAUGGAAAACUGGACGUUCCCCGAAGACCCAGCAAUAUAACAUGCUCCUCUUCAGGCAGUUCGUAUUUGGAGCGUCGUGAUUCCGCCGUCGCAAUCGGCCUUCCAGUGUUGCCGGGGCACAAGUCGAAGAAUCGCCGCCGCCAAUCAUCACCUCUUCUCGAAAUUUACGACUUUUAUUAUCCAAUCGACAUCAAAGUUAUCCAACCAACGCCCGGGGGAUCCCCGUGUGGGAGUGAUCGAGCUUUGUACGAUCACGUAACAGAUCCGCCAAAUUUAAUCCCACGUCUUGCACCAUUAGCGUCUAUAAGUAGUUGUAAUAGUUCUUUUGGUGCUGAUUACACAGACUUGGAUGUCGUGUCUUAUACAUGUGAUUCCGUUUUUCAAGAAGAAAGAGAUAGUACUGAUGAUGAAGUUGACCAGUUUUCGACCGAUAGCGAUUUAACUGAUGCGGGGGCUUGUUAUAAUCGACGAAAAAAGAAAAAUUGUAUUUGUGAUUCUUCGGGGGCUACGCCAGUUAACGAAGGACCGUCUUGUGUUUCGCCAAAAAUUAGCAUUAAGUCUUCGUCUAAGUCUUCGGUGACGGUGAUCGAAACUGUUGAACAGCCCGAAAGCAUCCAAAAAUCAUCGACAUCGUCUUCAAUCAAUGUUGAAGAACCAAGAGCACAAGAGACUCUCUUUUAGAUUUUGGUUUUUUAUAUACAAAUGUUGCGAAUCAGAAAUUGACACAAGGACUAAAUAUCAGUCAUAAGUGCUAGGGCACUAGGUGACACUCAAUGUUGUUAUCAAUAAUAUCUCUAUUGUGUUAACAGGAGUAGCAAACUAGACUAAUAGUACGGAAAAGUGUAAACAGUUUCAGGAAGUUUUUUUUAGAAAAAAUUGUUUGAUUUUUUCCAUUGUUAAAAAGAAUUUUUUUAAGCGUGAAUAAGAUUAAUGUAUCGCAAGAAGAAGUACUAUUUUUACACACUGUAACAUAAAACUAGAAACUACUUUUUAUGUUUAUUCAGUAGUUAAAUACAUAAAAUCAACAAAACUGUUAGAAAUGUCUUACAAUGUGUAUUUAGCGUAUUUUCCGUUAUUUUUACGUUACAAAUAAAAUCGAUUAAAUUUAAUUUGUAAACUAAAUGUGAUUAAAUAAAAAGUUAAGAGAUGGAUUUGACAACGAUUCGAACCUUCCCAUAACAACUUAAGUGGAGAAAUUAAUCAAUAAAAAAACUAUAAACUUUUUUAUAAUGGCUUGUGAUGAAACAGGGUGAGUGUUAAUUGUGUUUUACGGUUGUCAUUUUUUUUUCAUUUACAGGAAUUCCGGUGAAAGGACAAUUUUCUUUGAAUUAGUUACAUUUUCCACAAAUGAAUAAAUAGGAUUUAGUAUUUUAAAUAAAAUCAACGAAUUUAUUUCUACACAAAAAUAUGUAUUUUUAUAUUUAAUUUUUUUCUAAUAACUCAUUCUGAAACCUGGUGGAACCCAACUUCUCCGAAUUUAUAAUCACAUUUAAAUCGUGUGAUCGCAAUUAAUGUAUGUGAAACAUAUCGUAUAAGUCGUAGAUUGUUUCUGGGAGGUAAACGAAGACGGUGUUUGUGUUUGAAAAAAACUGAGGUGUAUUCUUGAUUGCUAAAUGUCAGGGUCUCGAUGUGUCAAACAUAGUUUUUAUACAUAGUUAGAAAAAUUGUAUUAUCUUAAAAAAUGUUACGUUGUUAAAAAAUUUGUACUAAUAAUAUUUCGACGGAAAAACAUUACUUUUGAAAAUGUACCUAGAGUAAUAGUAUAAUAUGAUUAAUAUGUCAUAAUGAGCUGUAUGAUUUCCUCUAUGUUGAGGCAACUGUCCCAACAGGAAUCAUGUUAAAAGAAUAUGGAAUGAAUUCUCUGUAAUGGGAAAUCUUACAACCCGAUUUAUUUGGAGUUAGAAUAUUAAAGAAAUUUUAUAUUUUUACAUAAAAUAUACUUUUUAUAGGCUUUUAUGUUAGUAAAAUGCUUUUCAGAGAUUAAUUGUAUAUGUUGUUCUGUUUAUAUAGUGGUAAAAAAUAAAUGUAAUGUUUAUUGAA
Messenger RNA from Tribolium madens (black flour beetle), 3034 nucleotides. RefSeq lists its product as uncharacterized. The coding region runs from base 476 to 1675 and encodes 399 amino acids. The record is from RefSeq and is a predicted model, not a curated record. Lineage: Eukaryota; Metazoa; Arthropoda; Insecta; Coleoptera; Tenebrionidae. The transcript has 3 exons.